Molecule: messenger RNA, 3607 nt
Organism: Pristis pectinata (smalltooth sawfish)
Lineage: Eukaryota; Metazoa; Chordata; Chondrichthyes; Rhinopristiformes; Pristidae
Product: glucose-fructose oxidoreductase domain-containing protein 2-like
Exons: 3
Coding region: 277-1431 (384 amino acids)
Biological process (GO): extracellular matrix organization
Cellular component (GO): extracellular matrix
Molecular function (GO): nucleotide binding
Source: RefSeq, a predicted model, not a curated record
GAGAGCGGGUCGAGCGACGGUAACGCGUCGGGCGGUGAAGCAUCUCUAUGGGUGGAGCAGCGAGAUCCAGCUGACUGACUGAGCCAUCGACCUGUCGCUGCUUGUCGGGGAGAGGCCGCCACCGAGGUCCCAGCAAGCUGAGGACGGAGCUGUUGCCGGGACAUGAGGCCGCGGUAGCGGCAUGUACACAAUUCCAGUCUGUUGUGAAUUAGGAGAGUUGACCUGCUUCCUUUUUCCUAUGAAAGUGGUUUGUCAAUAGAACAGACAGAACAGAAAAUGCUCCCAGGGGUUGGUGUGUUUGGGACAGGGAGCACUGCACGGGUUUUGGUCCCACUGUUGCGUGCUGAAGGCUUCACCAUCCAGGCACUCUGGGGAAGAACAGAGGAAGAAGCCAAGCAGCUGGCAGAGGAAAUGAACAUUUCCUUCUACACAAGCCGGACUGACGAUGUUUUGCUCCACCAAGAUGUGGAUCUGAUCUGCAUCAAUAUUCCUCCACCUCUCACAUGCCAGAUUGCUGCCAAGGCAUUAGGUAUUGGAAAGAAUGUGAUCUGUGAAAAAGCUGCUACUUCGGCGGAUGCCUUCAAAAUGGUGAAAGCAGCUCGUUACUAUCCUAAGCUCAUGAGUAUUGUUGAUAAUGUCCUUCGGUUCCUGCCAGCAUUUAUCAAAAUGAAACAGCUAAUUGAAGAAGGCUACAUUGGUAAUGUCAUGAUCUGUGAUGUACGUGUUUAUUGGGGCAGUCUUCUCAGCAGCAAGUACAACUGGAUUUGUGACGAGCUGAUGGGUGGAGGUGGGCUUCACACAAUGGGCACCUACAUUGUAGACCUUUUGACUCACUUGACCAAUAAGAAAGCCGAGAAGGUCCAUGGCCUCUUGAAAACCUUUGUUAAGCAAAAUGACAACAUCCAUGGUAUUCGGCACGUCACCAGUGAUGAUUUCUGCUUCUUCCAGAUGUUAAUGAACGGAGGUGUGUGUAGCACAGUUACACUCAAUUUUAAUAUGCCUGGCCCAUUUAUUCACGAAGUCAUGGUUGUGGGAUCUGCAGGACGUUUGGUUGCUCGGGGCACAGACCUGUAUGGCCAGAAAAACACCACCUUCAAAGAGGAGCUGCUGUUUGCUGACACCAUGUUAGUAAAUGCAGUUGGAGUGCGGGAGAAGGCAUUUGGUGAUAUUCCCCUCUUGUAUUUGAAGGGCAUUGUUUACAUGGUGCAAGCCUUGAGUAAGUCUUUUAAGGAUCAGGAGGACCGGCGCACUUGGGCUCACAAGCCGGUUUCUAUGGCUGCUUCGUUUGAGGAUGGUCUUUAUAUGCAAAGUGUUGUGGAUGCUAUUAAGAGAUCCAGCAGAUCUGGAGAAUGGGAAGUCAUUGCUGUGAUAGCAGAAGAACCUGACUCCAAUCAGAAUUUAUGUGAUGCCUUGCAACGUAAUAAUCUAUAAUAAACUGCUGCGUUGUAAUAGAGGAGACAAAUCCAUCAAGAUCAAUUCAAACUAAUAUUGUUUUAGGGUACCAAAAAUAAUUUUUUGCAAGUAAAAUAAGGGUAUUGUGCUCUUACUGUGCUGUUUUCUGUUGAUUGCUGCUCUUGUGUUCAGGUCAGACCUAUGUGGAAUCACCAUAUUCUGCUUUUUUAAACAUUCUAAUUUUUGAUUUCCUUUCAACAUGCUGUCAUUUAACAGUGGUUGACGUUCAAAGUAUGAAAACAUUUAGACAUAAUACGUAUGUGUUUUGGUGAUUCCUAAAUUCACUCAGUGUAAAAUUAAUAUAUUCAACACUGCAAUAUCAAAAUUUACUCUGGGGGAAAAUAAAAAAUUCAAAUGAGGUUUCCAUUGGAAAGGUGACACUGAAAAUUGUGGCUGGUUGUAUAUUGUGUACUGUAUUUCCUUGUUUAGCAUUGUUGCUUGACUGUGUGCAUUUUUAGUUUGGUAUUCCAAGAGAAACCCAACAUCAACUUGAAGAUUUCCCCCCUUCUCAUUGUUUAACUUGCAUGCAUAACUAAUGUGAUGGUGACCAUACUGCCAAUUUACAAAUGUAAGUUUGCCGAGGCUGAAUAAUUCCCUGUGGUUUGCAGCCAAAAUGGAUUCUGACCUUUGCAUCAGUGAGUGAUGUCUCUGGUAUAGAGUUUCCAGUAAGGAAAUCUGUUGGUGUGUUUUAGAGACACAGUUCUCUCUCCAAUUACUUUUGUUAGUUGGGUUAGCAUAUUCACAGAGAUUUUUAAGUUCUUCUGGCAUGAAAUAUUUAAAUUCAACAGGCUUGCACUAAAUUUUGGUAAGUGAAAUGGAACUCUGAAGAUACGAAGUCAUUCACAGUGCUACUUUAGGGGAUGGGGGGAAGGGGCAAAAGGUUGAUGAAGAUGGUGGUAGGUAACAUCUGCACCACUGCCAUCUUUAGGGAGAUACAAACCAGCUGUCCAAACGCUAAUUUGUCCAGUUGAUGGCCAUUGUUUUUCUCUUCUACUCUUACUGUGAUCAUCUCAUUACAGAACAUUCUUUAGUAUUUAAGCAAUUACAAAAAGAGUUUUGGUUGUUUAAUACAAUGUUUACAAACUGAUGUUUCUGUUCAACUUUUUAUUUUAUGAAGCUGGCUACUGAUAGGACUGGGUGUAAAAUAGUGAGCAGCAGAUUGCAUAUAAGAAUAGAUUGUUUAUUUCCAAAUCUGUAAGAGAUUAGCUUAUGAAAUCAUUAGAAUUAAAUGCUGCAGGGUGUGGCAUUCUUGUUCAAGGUUUUCAGAAUGUAUAUCCUGUAUUUGAAAAAGCAUUGCAAAAAUGGCUGGGAUGUUUUUGUAAUAUGCUUUUUUUCCACUUUGUAAUAUGGAAAAUUACCAAGUAUAAUUUGUUUUAUGGACCUGUAGGUCUUGGCUUUUAAAUUCAAGUUGUACGAUAUUUUUGUCAUAGUUUUAAAAUUUUAAAUUUAGUUUUCCAAACUUUGUAUAUGUUGAUUACAUAGAUAUUUAUUAUGGUAUUAAGUGAUUUUAUUAUAACAUGUUUGCUUUGCAGGACUGUUCAAGAUGGGAAGUGAAUUGAUGUUUAACUAUUACAGCUAGGUUGUUUCAUUGAAAUAGUUGAACUGUGCAGAGAAUAGGUUACCUAUAGAUAUUUAUUUUUGGUUAAAAAUUCAGAUGUGGGUUAUUUAUAUUAAGGUUUUUUCAACUUAUAGGGGCUCAGAUUAAACUUGAUUUCCUAUGUGAAAUGCUUAAAAGUUUAUUUAACAAUUUUGUUAAUGUAUUUGUAGUAACUUUGUAAUAUGGGUUUGGGGAAAUAGAUUUGUGUCCAUGUGUCUUUUAUGUUUGGCUCGUAUGGUUUUAUUAUACAAAACAAAAGUGCUUUUAUCAAUAAUAUGGUUAUGGACACAAAACUGUUCAUUGGGAUCCUUUUAGGUGGUGGUGUUCAAGCAGUGCAAGUAAAGCAUAAAAUGAAACAUUGACAAAACAAUGUCUAUCUUUAGUUUGAAUACUGUUCUGUUCUGCUCUGCAUGUAGGGAAGACAGGACAUGUUGUAUUUGGAAAUGUGCCUGUUACAUACUCUGUCUCUCUAGUACUAGUAUGUUAUUAAAAGUUGAAAGUUUCUGAGCCAGAAGUCUAUUUACUCUGAAAAAUAAAAAUAUUGCAUUUUAAAACUGA